GAGCUGCAGUCACCCCAGUGCAUGAAGCGUCGCCCAAGUGUAAAGACAGUGACAGACGAAAUAAAACAUUUACAAAUAUCCCGUGAUAAUCCCCCGAGAUCAUUCUCCCCCUCACCCACACCUCGAUGUGUACGUCGUAAAACUCCUGGGGUAAAAGAAAAAUAACAGUCAGUCUGUACAAGAUGGCCGCUCGGUUGACAUCGGCCUUCUACCACUUCACCCUUAUACUGCAUUUGUUUUUACUGAUUAACUACAAUUAUGGAGAGCGAAUUGGCGACAAAGCUGGUACACUCCACAUCAGCGAGGAUAAAGAUAAUCCGAGAGUGAGAAGAAGUUUUAUCAUCGACAGGAAUGAUUUUGAUUUUGAAACGUCAUCUGUCCGAAAUCGAAGGGAUACCACGAAAAACUCCACCAACGGUACACCCUACGUCAGUCCCAACAUCACAACAACGGUGAAUGUGUUGAACGACUCUCAUCAACAGCUGAUGGUCCACUGGGUGGGUGAAAAAUCAGAUGUGAUAAUCUGCCUAGCCAGGGACAGCUCUUCCUCGAUGCGUUCUCCAGCGAAUAAAGCUGCUGUUCCAUCGAAUCCAAGUGCUGUCUACAUCAGCUACGACUACGGCGAUUCCUUCGAGAACAAAACUGAAUUCUUCAAGAUAAAUACUGAUCAGCCCGAAGGAUCUGGUGCUGCCUACGCUACACUGGAUAAAUUCUACAAUCACCCGAAAUUCAAUGAAUACUGUAUCUUCGCGGACUCCACGAACAAAGUGAUCUUCACAACUUGGGACAAUGGCAAAAACAUCACGAGGGUGGACCUUCCCUUUCAUCCAAGUGAGAUAUCCUUCUAUGAUAAGGCCCCCCGAAUCGUCCUGGCCCUCGACAAGAUUGAUCCUGAGCGACAUCUCUGGAUUUCUUUCGAUAUGGGUAGAAACUGGGUGAAAAUUCACGAAUACGUGAAGGCCUUCUUCUGGUCGACCUUGCGCCCUACCAGUGUCCUGAUAGAGCGAGCAGAGCCCUCGGGAAAAAAUACAGUGGUCGAUGUGAAUAUUAUCUCCGCAAGCCGAGGUAAACACGAGCCAAAAUUGGUAAUCGAUAAUGUCCGGGAUUUUGAAAUUAGGGGUGAUUACAUGUUCGCUACGAAAUCCUCUGUUCACCAGAGUGAUAACAAGACGUCAGAGGAUCUGGAGUUUCUCGUAUCCUACAAGGACUCGGCUUUUGUCGCAGCAAAAUUCAACACAGAAUUGGAUAGAAGGGAUUAUCACAUAGCAGACGUAUCCAAUGACCGUGUAUUCGUCGCUGUUUCACACUCCUCAAAUCAAUCAAAUCUUUACGUAUCGGAGGGAGUGGAUCAGUGGACCUCGACGUUCUUCCUCUCCCUCGAGGGAGUCCUGGCAUUUUUUCCCAAUACAACGUGGCAGUCUACGUGGCUGAAUGAUGUGGCAGACGAGGCAUUCACUGAUCUAUACAAAGUCGAGGGAUUGAAGGGGAUAUACAUCGCCUCUCAGGUGAAGGAGAUACCCAAGAGUGCAAUUGGUCCUGAACACUUGAUAUCCCUGAUAAGUUUCGAUCAUGGUGCCACCUGGAGCAAGAUAAAAGCCCCAACGGUUAAUCAUGAGGGCUUCUACUCCCACUGCCCCAACGAUUGCUCUCUCCAUUUGAGCCAGAGGUUCAGUCAGCUGUAUCCAGUUACUAGAUCGGCUUCAAUAAUGAGUUCAAAGUCAGCACCUGGAAUUAUAAUGGCAACUGGGGUAAUGGGAAAUUCUCUCAAGGGCCAUCCAGCCCUCUACGUAUCGAGGGAUGCUGGUCUCACCUGGAAGCAAGUCCUCAAGGACUACUACUUCUUCAAUAUGGGGGAUCAUGGGGGUGUCCUUGUAGCUGUCAAGUAUUUCAAGUCAAGAGGAGAAACCAGGGAUAUCCUUUACUCUACAGACGAGGGGAGAACCUGGCAGACUUACAAGUUCAAUCAGGAUAUGCUGAGGGUUUAUGGCUUGAUGACUGAACCUGGUGAGAACACCACUGUCUUCACAAUGUUUGGAUCGAAUCCUGGACAGCACAAGUGGCUCAUCAUCAAGGUGGAUCUUCGAAAGGUCUUUGAGAGGCAGUGUACGAAGGAUGACUUCAAGCUGUGGACACCCGCCAGCUCUGAUCAGCCUGGCAUGUCCUGCGUCCUUGGAAAGAAAGAGACUUUUUACAGGAGAGCAUUAACUUCCAAUUGCUACACUGGGGUAGAUUUUGACAGACCUGUUCGAGUGCAGAUCUGCCCCUGUGAUUCUAUGGAUUACACCUGUGAUUUGGGAUUCAUCAGGACUGGAAAUCCUCUUCAGUGUGUGAGGGAUUCUCUCAACAAGUGGUACGAUCCAUACGCUAUUCCCAGGAGCUGUGAACCUGGAAAAUUCUACAACAGAACGAAAGGCUACAGGAAGAUUAGUGAUGACGAGUGUAUGGGAGGAAAUGACAGGAAGUACGAGCCUGAUGAGAUUCCCUGUCCCAUUGAUGAGGUGUCAGAGUUCCUGUUGGUGGCACAGAGGGAGAUCAUCUCUAGGAUUGAUUUGAGGACCGAGAAGAGGGAAAUCCUGCCUGUACUCAAUUUGAAAAAUGUAAUUGCCAUUGAAUAUGAUAUGAAUAAUAAUUGCCUCUACUGGGCUGAUAUCGUCAAUGAUACGAUUGGGAGGCAGUGCUUCAAGGAUGGGACGAGUUAUCCUGAGAUUAUGGUGGAAACUGAUCUGAGUUCUAUUGAGGGAAUGGCGUACGACUGGGUGUCCAAGGUGUUGUAUUUCGUGGAUGGAGUGAAAAUGAGAAUUCAGAUCAUCAGGACUGACCUGAAGACCGCUGGAAGAAUGAGGAGAACUAUCCUGGGACCAAAUAAUUUACAGAAACCCAGGGGAAUAGCUGUUCAUCCGAUGAUGGGGUACAUGUUCUGGACGGACUGGACACCAGGAAAUGCGUCUGUGUCGAGGGCUAAUCUAGAUGGAUCCAAUGUCAAGAGGCUGUUCACAAAACCUACGGUGGAGUGGCCCAAUGGUAUCACUAUUGAUCACAUCUCUGAAAGAAUUUACUGGGUUGAUGCCAGAGAGGAUUACAUCGGAUCCUCCGAUUACGAGGGCAAGAGAUUCAAGAAAAUAAUAGUUCUUGAUGACAGGGUGUCGCAUCCCUUCGCUGUUGCGGUAUUCAAAGACACCAUGUACUGGGAUGAUUGGAAGCAGUCGAAAAUAUUUCUCGCUGAUAAAGAGCAUGGAGUUGGAAUAACAUCAAAAUUAGGAACACUCACUGGUCUCAUGGAUCUCAAAGUGUUUGCACACAGUGUUCAGAGUGGAACAAACAAGUGCGAGAACAGCACAUGCUCUCAUAUCUGCCUUGGGGCACCUCACGACAGCUUCGUCUGCCUCUGCCCCGACGGCAUGGAAAUGCACGCCGGCAAGUGCAUGUGUCCCGGUGGUAUCGCUCCAUUUGAUAAUUCCACCUGUCCCAAAGUCGCCAGUACCUGUGCUCCCAAUCAAUUUGCGUGUAAAAAUGGAAUUUGCAUUCCUGAAUUCUGGAAGUGUGAUGGAGACAACGACUGCGGUGACAAUUCUGAUGAAUCCACCUGCAAGAAGUCAACAUGCAGUCCUAAUAGUUUCAAGUGCGAUGAGGAAAAGUGCAUACCCAAGUACUGGGUCUGUGAUUUUGAUAAGGACUGCAAGGAUGGACGGGACGAGGCGAAUUGCACUUACUUCAAGUGCACAGAUUCACAAUUCACUUGUGAUAAUGGCAAGUGCAUUGUUUACAGGUGGCAGUGCGACGGAGAAGAUGACUGCAAGGACGGAUCAGACGAGAAGAAUUGUUCAAUACCUAUUUUACCCAUAACCUGCAAGUCCGAUGAAUUCGUAUGCGCCUCGGAUCACACGUGUAUCUCCAGGGCGUGGCAGUGCGAUGGUGAAAAAGAUUGCGAGGAUGGCUCAGACGAGAAGGAUUGCGCUAAAAAGGUGUGCGAGGAGUGGCAGUUCACGUGUGACACUGGCACAGAAUCUCAGAUGUGUAUCUACAAGUCGUGGCUGUGCGAUGGAGAAAAUGACUGCAAGGAUGGCGCCGACGAGGCAAACUGCACCAUAACAACGGCUGCACCACCUCCAGAAAUUCUUCCCACCGAUUCCUGCAACGAAUGGAUGUUCUUGUGCAAUAACAACAAGUGCGUUCCCUACUGGUGGAAGUGCGACAGGGUUGAUGACUGUGGAGAUCAGUCUGAUGAGUUGGGCUGUAACUCAACAAAUCUGCCUGAAUGGGUCCCCACAACUGACAGCCCCAAGCCCCACAAGCUCUGCGAUCAGCAACAGUUCCAGUGUUACGAUGGAAAAUGUGUGGCCGCUGCAUGGGUGUGCGAUGGAACUCCCGAUUGUAACCUUGGUGAGGAUGAGCUCCACUGUCACGGCAUGCACAGGGGCUGCAGGGAAGAUCAAUUUAUGUGCAGAGUGGACGGCUCAUGCAUACCAUUAUCCACUACUUGCAAUGGAGUUGAGGAUUGUCCUGACAAGUCCGAUGAAUUAGGUUGUAACGAGAGUCAACAACCGAGUCCUGCAGCCACACCAUCCUGUUACCCUGGUUUCUUUCCGUGCGAUGAAACCAGAUGUUUGCCAUCAUCGUCCUACUGCGAUGGAAAACAGGACUGCUUCGAUUGGUUCGACGAGAACAACUGCGAGAAGAAUAACACACAUGUCUAUCAGAAAAUGAUGCUGGGUGUGGAUGAGCGUGCAGCCAACUCCACGAGUCUUCUAUUUUACUGGUGGAUGUCCAUUCCCACAAAUAUCACAUUUGAAUUUUUACCAUCGAUACUGAAGAUCGUGCCAGGAUCUAAGUGGCAGAAUACAAGCAAUUGGAUUGAGGAUACGGAGUACAGGUUCAAUGAUCUGGAGCCUUAUACGACUUAUAAUCUCACUGUGUACGUCAGGUUGAAGGGACAGACGGUAGAUUAUCCCUCACCUAAAUACUGGGUUGCAAAGACGUCGGAAGGAGUUCCUUCGGAGCCCUGGAAUGUCACGGCUGUCCAGAGGAAUGGAUCGAGAGUGGAAGUCUCCUGGAAGGUCCCGCUCCAGCCAAAUGGUCCUAUCAGUGGUUACGACGUCUACAUGUCACCUCCAAAUCUAAAUUUCUCCACCCAGAAGACAUCUUAUGUCAUCGAUAUUCCCUACACAGCCGGUCAGACUUAUUUGUUCUGGGUGAUUGCUAAAAAUCGAGACCUACAGUCCAACUCGUCGAUCAUUGCUAAGUUAACGUUCGAUGGCUCUGCAAACAUCGACGAUAUCAGAGGCCUCAGGAUUAUUGAUACAACCAACAACUCAGUUCACUUAACGUGGGAUAAACACGUUGGAGUCGAUGGUUAUCACGUAACUCCUCGUGCUUCAGUGCCAUACCCAGUAUUGAAGACCUAUUCAACUCUGGAUAACGACUUUGUGGUACCAAAUUUGGCUCCUGGUGUGCAAUACAUAUUCGAGGUGAAUGCCAUGAAGAAGACGUACAUCGGUAAAAUUGUGCAGAUCAGUGGAACGACCAAGGGGACACCGCUCCCUGUAUUAACUGAAUUUGUUACGAUAUCCAAGAAGUCUGAUGGUACAACUGUGAAGAUCAGCUGGGAUCCACCGAAAAAUGGAAGAAAAAUCAAGUGGCAGUACGCAGUGCAUUAUGGAUUGAGCAUGCAGGAUUUGUUCCAGGAGCCGAAGCUAGUGACGCCUAACCUGACGACUUCGAUUAAAGAUCUCGAGGCCUGCGAGACGUAUCUGUUUGCAGUGGGUCUGUAUGGGCCGUAUGGAGCUGGACCCCUGUCUCCCCCGAAGAAAGUACCUACUCACUACAAUAGCAGAGCACCACCAAAGGACCUGCGUGUUACAGCCUCGAGCAAGGCAGACACUGUUAUUGUCUCGUGGAGUGCCAGUUGUGUUACACUUGAUGAGGCAAUCAGGUACACCAUAACUGUCACUGAUAUGAUGAAGAACAAGACGACUGUGGUGACACUUCCAGCUACCAAUGAGACUGUCAUCAGGCACACGUUUAAAACGAUAAAGCAUGGAGGGCAGUACAGGGUAACUGUUGCCACUGACGCAAAUGAUGCAAAAUCCAGUCAACCUGUCAUAUACGUGGCACCACCGAUACCAUCACCUCAUCAGCUUCACGUUAUGCCUGACGAUGACAAGUACAUCGUCUACUGGCAGGAGAGGGAACUCCCCAGCACACUGGAGAAUACCACGAAAUAUCACUACGAGCUGCUCGUUAAUGAGGACUCACGCACGAUCAAUGAGUCGAGUGCUAAAAUUUUUGAGUGUGAUCAACCACCGUUUAUCUAUAAAGAUGCAAAACCCAGUGUUAUUUACUCGUUCGCUGUCAGACUGGUCACGGAUGAGGGAUACAGCAGCCUCUUGAGCGAAAUCCAGAGCAUUAGAACGUCUUCUCUUGCUCCAUGGCCUGCCACUAUAAAUUCAACUAAUAUGCUCUCUAUUGCCAUUCCUAUUUGCCUCCUGAUCGUCGCUCUCGGCGUUGGACUGGCUUAUUUCUUCGUGAGGCACAGGAGACUGUCUAAUAGUUUCACACAAUUUGCCAACAGCCAUUAUGACACUAGACGCGGUCAGGCCACUUUCCCGGGGACAACUGAUGCCCUAGAUGAAGAAGACAGUCCUGUGAUUCGAGGCUUCUCCGAUGAUGAGCCACUGGUAAUAGCGUAAAAUUGUGGAUGAAAAUUAUUAAAGAAAUUAUGAUAUUUCAAACGUAUACAGUAAAAUUACGUAAGCAUUAUUGUAACGGAAAAGACACUACUACUACUGAUUAAUUUUUUGGAAUAGGUAACAGUUUUGAAAAUGACCGGUGGGGGAACGAACAGAUCACGCGAAUUUAUUAAUUGUCUUUUUCAAUUAAAUUUAGUUGUAGAGAUGGAAAAUAAAUGGAAGUCAUGUCUUGCUCUGCGAAUAUCUCGAGAAAUUUAGGUUUUGGGAGAAAAGCGUAUAGAUAACUUUUUGAAGUCCGAAUAAUUUCAAAUGAAAUUGGUCCCUUAAAUUUUUUUUCUGGGAGCAAUGGUUUCCGAGAUAUUCAGGGAUGGAGGGAAAUCGUUUGUUUUCACAUUUAUCGCUUUUGUACAGAGUCAAGAAAAUUCAUUUGUAUUAAUUAAAAUAAUUACCUCGUAAUUACGGUUCGUUUUCCGUGGGGGGCGUCGAAGUGUCGGGACCCUGUAAAUAUUUAAAUCAUUUUAUUUCACGACGAAUUUUUCCUAUAAUUUUUCUCGUCAACCUUGUUAAUUCUUGUUCUACUGGUGAAUAUUGUUACGUCGAAUUUUAAUUUGCGAUGAUUGUAUUCUCUGCUUCUCAUUGUCAGUCUGAUUCCCGCGACUAAGCCAUAACCAAAUUUUUUAUUGAAAAAGGUGAGAAUAUUGGAGAAAAUUGCCGUCCGGAAUUUUAUCGGUUGAAUUUCAGGAGCGCAACAGCUAAUUGUAAAAAUUUGAUUUGGUCAAUAAUCAAGUUUUCAACAAAUAACUUGUCAUCCAAGAGAGAUAGAAAAAUCUCGUAGAGAUCUUUUUUGUGGCGCUAAUUCCGCUCUACAAAAAAUGUCCUGAGAAAAUUUUCGUUAUUUUUCUUAGAUCGACAGAUAUUCCUCGAGAACCCGACAAUGGAACAAGUCGAUUUUUACCGUUUACCUCGUGGCUACUGAGUUCUUAAUUUUUUUUCUGGUUUAUUGCAUUUGAAAGAUAAGAGGGGUAGUGGUAUUUAGUUAAGACUGGAAAUGUGCCACAAAAUCAAGUGGUCAUUGGGUGAAAAAUAAAAUAAUUGGCUUUUCUUUUUCACACCGUAAUGACCUGAAGUUUUUUUUUCUCGUAUAAGCACGUGUUUUUAUGCACUUUUGUAAUGAAUUCGAUGAGAAAACGUGUCGAUGGGAAAUUUCCUUCGUUGAAUAUUUUAUAUGUGUUCCUACGGGUUUAUUACGCAGAUGAUGAGAAACUUUAAUACGAAAAAAAUGAAAAUUAGGGGAGAAAGACAGUCGGAUUUGGGCUGAGGGAAAUGAACGCUUGCCAGUGCAAUAAUUCAUUUAUUUAAAUAAUUAUUCUGCAAUGAAUAGAGAUUGUCGCUUUUCGUUAAUUGCGUGGAGAUUUCCUUCACCCAAUAUUCAGCGAGAUAAUUCGAUUAGACAAUUCACAGUUAUACUGAUUGCCCAUUUACCUCUUCUUUUUACUAAUUUACCUCUGAUUUUGUUGAUAAAUCAAAUAAUCCGACUGUCAUGCGUGUGAAUGAAUCAAUUUAACCCCUGGAAUCAUCAUGUCUUAGUGACUGACACGUAAUUUUCUUUCGCAAUUAGCGAGAAUGAGAUAAAGUUGAAGGGGAAACAGAGAGAAUACGAUUGUAGUCGUUACGUGUAAAUCUUCGAGGAGUAUAAUGAUAACAGUGAUAUAAUAUAUUGUGAGUGUAAAUAAACGAAGUUGAGGAAAAGCAGAA
Messenger RNA from Fopius arisanus, 8441 nucleotides. Its product is annotated as sortilin-related receptor. The record is from RefSeq and is a predicted model, not a curated record. Bases 183 to 6686 code for a protein of 2167 amino acids. Gene Ontology annotation, molecular function: protein binding. Gene Ontology annotation, cellular component: membrane; Golgi apparatus. Gene Ontology annotation, biological process: post-Golgi vesicle-mediated transport. Lineage: Eukaryota; Metazoa; Arthropoda; Insecta; Hymenoptera; Braconidae. The transcript is spliced from 4 exons.